This is a messenger RNA of Aquila chrysaetos chrysaetos, 638 nucleotides long. RefSeq names its product caltractin-like. Gene Ontology annotation, molecular function: calcium ion binding. The record is from RefSeq and is a predicted model, not a curated record. Gene Ontology annotation, cellular component: cytoplasm; centriole; centrosome. Bases 82 to 582 code for a protein of 166 amino acids. The transcript is spliced from 4 exons. Gene Ontology annotation, biological process: mitotic cell cycle; nucleotide-excision repair; centriole replication. Lineage: Eukaryota; Metazoa; Chordata; Aves; Accipitriformes; Accipitridae.
UUUAGUGAUGCCUCGCUCGUCCUCGUUUCCCCCCAUGAAGUCCCACACAGCUGCAUUGCUUCUUUCACAUCCUUCUGGGCUAUGGAGAAAACCUGGUCAGGAAUGAGAACCUCUGGUCACAGUGAGCUUGUAGGAGGUGGAAAGAAGUUCCACCACUCAUCUAGAGGCCUACUACUUUCCUACCCUCAUUGCCAAUCUCUUCUGUCAGGUUUUCAUCAGUGCAGCAAGAUAACCGUAAGGGCUCUGGGCUGUGAAUUGAGGGAAGAGGAGGUGGAGAGAAUAAUUUCUGAAUGCAGUGAAGAAGGGUCAGGGAAGCUAACCUUUAAGUUGUUUCUGCAGGUGAUGACUCAGAAAAUGGCGGAGCCAUGUUUGGAAGAGGAGAUCCCGGAAGCUUUCGAGGUGUUUGAUUGUGAUGGCACUGGCAAGAUCUCCUUUGAGAAUCUCAGGGUGAUGGCUAGUGAGGUUGGGGAAGACAUCACGGAUGAGGAGCUGCAGGAGAUGAUUGAUGAAGCAAAUGUGGAUGGAGAUGGGGACGUGGACGAACAGGAGUUCCUACGGAUUCUGACGCUGACUGACCCAUAACUACCGGAUUUUCUUUUUUUCUCCCACUCCCAUAUAAACAACUAGUUCCAAUGUCA